AACUGAUUUGUCUAGGGUCAAAACAACACCACCACCACCACCAAAUCAGAUCCACACAACACACACACACACACACUUGUAUCAAUCAAUUGAGAUCAAAAUCAGUGGAUCAUCAGAUCAGAUCUGAAAUUAAAGAAGAAAGAUGUUUUUGUUCGAUUGGUUUUAUGGAAUAUUGGCGUCGUUAGGAUUAUGGCAAAAAGAAGCCAAGAUCUUAUUCCUUGGCCUCGAUAAUGCCGGCAAAACUACCUUGCUUCACAUGCUCAAAGACGAGAGAUUAGUUCAACAUCAGCCAACGCAACAUCCGACAUCUGAAGAAUUGAGUAUUGGAAAGAUCAAAUUCAAAGCUUUUGAUUUAGGAGGUCAUCAGAUCGCCCGUAGAGUCUGGAAGGAUUAUUACGCCAAGGUUGAUGCGGUGGUGUAUCUUGUGGAUGCAUAUGAUAAGGAACGGUUUGCAGAGUCGAAGAAGGAAUUGGAUGCACUUCUUUCUGAUGAGAAUCUGUCUGCAGUGCCAUUCCUGAUAUUGGGUAACAAGAUUGACAUAGCGUAUGCAGCCUCAGAGGAUGAAUUGCGCUUCCACCUUGGACUCACUGGUGUAACCACCGGCAAAGGGAAGGUAAAUCUCCAGGAUUCUAGUGUCCGCCCGUUGGAAGUAUUUAUGUGCAGCAUUGUGCGCAAAAUGGGUUAUGGUGAUGGAUUUAAAUGGGUCUCUCAAUACAUCAAGUAGAAGGGGAAUUUAACUCAAGAAGUAUCUGGAAAAGCAAAAAAUAAGAGGUAAGGAAGAAUAUUAUGAUUUUCCCCAAUUUGAUUUUUGAUUUAUUUUGUAAGUGGGAUUUUGUUUGAUGUGGAUGUGUGGAAGAAAGUACUCUAUUUGUUGAUCUGUAAAAUUUAAGUUGUAGCUUGCUUAGACCAAAUUGCUAGUUUGAAUUUUACUAUAUUAAACUUUUUUGCAA
Messenger RNA from Erigeron canadensis, 950 nucleotides. RefSeq names its product GTP-binding protein SAR1A. Gene Ontology annotation, biological process: endoplasmic reticulum to Golgi vesicle-mediated transport; membrane organization; vesicle organization. The transcript has 3 exons. Gene Ontology annotation, molecular function: GTPase activity; GTP binding. NCBI's taxonomy places the organism in Eukaryota, Viridiplantae, Streptophyta, Magnoliopsida, Asterales, Asteraceae. The record is from RefSeq and is a predicted model, not a curated record. The coding region runs from base 143 to 724 and encodes 193 amino acids. Gene Ontology annotation, cellular component: COPII vesicle coat; endoplasmic reticulum exit site.